GGAUGAGGGGGUCAAAGUGCACCGGAACGUCAGCAGUAAGGCCUCUGGAAUCCCGGUGCUUGUGGCGUGGGAAGAUCGGGGCUCUCGUUCACAGCAAAGGGGCUGAAGCAGCUGGACCGCCAUGGCGGGAGAGGGGAGGUCUCGAAGAGUUGGAAUCAUUGGCUUUGGACACUUAGGACAAUAUCUCACCAGGAAGAUCACGGAGGAGGGUGAGCAGAACAGUCUGGAACUGGCCUUCGUAUGGAACAGGAACCAAGCAAAGAUGGAUGGAAAAGUCCAAAGGGACCACCAGCUGGAAUCUCUCAGCGAGAUGGUGCAGAGACGUGCGGAUCUGAUUGUGGAAGUUGCCCAUCCUCAGAUCACAAAGGAAUAUGGGGAGGAGAUCCUCAGACAUGCUGAUUUCAUGGUUGGCUCUCCCACUGCGUUUGCUGAGCAGCCAGUUGAAGCCAAGUGUCGUGAGGCAGCGAGAAGGCACGGACAUACCCUCUACGUACCCAGUGGAGCACUGUGGGGGGGAGAGGACAUCCAGAAAAUGGCCGACAGCAAGACUCUGAAGGGACUGAAGGUGACGAUGAUCAAGCACCCAGACAGCUUCAGGCUGGUGGGCCACCUCGAGGAGCUGAAGGAGAAGGGGAGGGGCGAGUGGACAGUGCUGUACCAGGGCCCCGUGAGGGAUCUGUGCCCGCUGGCACCCAACAACGUCAACACCAUGGCUGCUGCCGCUCUGGCUGCCCACAACCUGGGCUUCGAUCAGGUGCAGGGCUGCCUGGUUGCCGACCCCAGUUUAACGGACUGGCACGUGGUGGACAUCGAGCUGAGAGGCCCAGUUGAUGAAGCCACAGGUCACCAAUUCACAGUGAAGAGCACACGAAGGAACCCCUCCUCACCGGGAGCAGUGACAGGGGCUGCCACCUACGCCUCAUUCUGGAGUAGUCUGCUGAACUGCAAAGGUCACGGGGGAAAACUCUGUCUCUGCUGAUGAUCCGUCCCAACCAAACAUUAUGGAAGACUGCGUCAGCGUUUAGAACUUAAGCGAGUGAUACGACAUUGUAGGAAACCAUAAUUCCUCACACAAACAAUAAAAUCGCGAUCUAUAUUA
Messenger RNA from Hypanus sabinus (Atlantic stingray), 1099 nucleotides. It is a transcript of the gene aspdh, whose product is annotated as aspartate dehydrogenase domain containing. Gene Ontology annotation, molecular function: L-aspartate dehydrogenase [NAD(P)+] activity; NADP binding. The coding region runs from base 122 to 979 and encodes 285 amino acids. The transcript has 8 exons. Lineage: Eukaryota; Metazoa; Chordata; Chondrichthyes; Myliobatiformes; Dasyatidae. Gene Ontology annotation, biological process: NAD+ biosynthetic process. The record is from RefSeq and is a predicted model, not a curated record.